AUGAACGCCAGCGGCCCAGGCUAUCCGCUCGCCUCGCUCUACGUGGGCGACCUGCACCCCGACGUCACCGAGUCCAUGCUCUACGAGAAGUUCUCGCCCGCCGGCCCCAUCCUGUCCAUCCGCGUGUGCCGCGACGUGGCCACCCGCCGCUCGCUGGGCUAUGCCUACAUCAACUUCCAGCAGCCGGCCGACGCGGAGCGGGCACUGGACACGAUGAACUUUGAGGUGAUCAAAGGCCAGCCCAUCCGCAUCAUGUGGUCCCAGCGAGACCCUGGGCUGCGCAAGUCAGGUGUGGGCAACGUCUUCAUCAAGAACCUGGAGGGCUCCAUUGACAACAAGGCCUUGUACGACACCUUCUCUGCCUUUGGGAACAUCCUCUCUUGCAAGGUGGUGUGUGACAGAAAUGGGUCCCGAGGCUUUGGCUUCGUCCACUUUGAGACCCGUGAGGCUGCACGGCAGGCUAUCGACACCAUGAACGGGAUGCUGCUGAAUGACCGCAAAGUCUACGUUGGCCACUUCAAGUCCCGACGCGAGCGAGAGGCAGAGCUGGGGGCUCAGGCGAUGGAGUUCACCAACAUCUACGUGAAGAACCUCCAUGCGGACGUGGACGAGGGGGCCCUGCAGGGCCUCUUCUCGCCGUUUGGGAAGAUGCUGAGUGUGAAGGUGAUGAGGGACAGCGGCGGCCACUCCCGGGGCUUUGGCUUUGUCAACUUCGAGAAGCAUGAGGACGCCCACAAGGCGGUGGCGGCCAUGCACGGGAAGGAGCUGAGCGGCCGGCUGCUGUACGUGGGCCGGGCCCAGAAGCGCGUGGAACGGCAGAAGGAGCUAACGCGCCGGUUCGAGCAGAUAAAGCAAGACCGGCUGAACCGCUACCAGGGCGUGAACCUGUAUGUGAAGAACCUAGAUGACUCCAUCGACGACGAGAAGCUGAGGAAAGAGUUCUCUCCCUACGGAGUGAUUACCAGUGCGAAGGUGAUGACAGAGGGUAGCCACAGCAAGGGGUUUGGCUUUGUGUGUUUUUCCUCUCCAGAAGAGGCGACGAAGGCCGUGACAGAGAUGAACGGGCGCAUUGUUGGCACCAAGCCGCUGUACGUGGCGCUGGCCCAGCGCAAAGAGGAGCGGAAGGCCAUCUUGACCAACCAGCACAUGCAGCGUCUGUCCACCGUGCGGGCCCUGAGCGGCCCCCUGCUGGGCUCCUUCCAGCAGCCCACUAGCUACUUCCUGCCCGCCGUGCCCCAGCCGCCAGCCCAGGCUGCCUACUACGGCUCCGGCCCCAUAGCGCCCAUCCAGCCGGCCCCCAGGUGGACGGCCCAGCCGCCUCGCCCCUCCUCCACCUGCCACCCGGCUUCCUCCAUGAUCCAGCCCCCCCCCUCAUCUUGGCACCCCCCGGCCCAUGUCAGCAACGUGAGGCAGGCCUCCACCCAGGCGCCGCACCCGGUGCCCCACACCCAACGAGUGGCCGACAUCGGCACCCAGACCACAGGGCCCUGUGUGGCAGGAUGCUGCAUGCCAGGAGGCCCACUCCUGACGCACAGAUGUCUUGCGGCAUCACACGCCACCUGCGGGGCCUGGGAGCCCGCGGCGCACGCCACGCGACAGAAGCCCCUGACAGCGUCCAUGCUGGCCGCCGCGCCGCCGCACAAGCAGAAACAGAUGAUUGGUGAGCAUCUCUACCCCCUCAUCUACGACGUCCACACGCAGCUGGCUGGCAAGAUCACGGGCAUGCUGCUGGAAGUCGACAACUCGGAGCUGCUGCUGUUGCUGGAGUCGCCAGAGUCCCUCCACGCCAAGGUGGACGAGGCUUUGGCAGUGCUGCAGGCGCAUCAGGCCGUGGAGCAGACGCAAGUCGUGCCCUGAUGUCAGGUGGGUGGGCGACGAGCAGCUGAGCCCCGAAGCUGCGAAGACCUUGCCGGGACUUCCACCAGCUCCCUGAGAAACUGUGGCACUGUUUUUCUGAGGCGCCAAGGAAGGCGUCUGGGGGAAGUUGAGGGUCAAAGGGGAGACAAGCUUGGCGCUGAGAGCGGGCGCUGACGCGACUGCAAGCGAAGAUGUCCCGGCAGCCGCCCUCCGGGCCGACUCAGAAGGGGCUGGGAGCUCCCUGGGCCCGGCCUGCCUGGGCCUCCUCGCUGUUCUCGGGGGAAGGCUGGGCGCCUGCUGUUCUUGGAAACACUUUUUACUUUUCACGCCCAGUAAACGGAACCCUCACC
This is a messenger RNA of Condylura cristata (star-nosed mole), 2207 nucleotides long. RefSeq names its product poly(A) binding protein, cytoplasmic 1-like (gene PABPC1L). Gene Ontology annotation, molecular function: poly(U) RNA binding; poly(A) binding; mRNA 3'-UTR binding. NCBI's taxonomy places the organism in Eukaryota, Metazoa, Chordata, Mammalia, Eulipotyphla, Talpidae. The record is from RefSeq and is a predicted model, not a curated record. Gene Ontology annotation, cellular component: cytosol; ribonucleoprotein complex; nucleus. The coding region runs from base 1 to 1857 and encodes 618 amino acids. The transcript has 14 exons.